AUGGCAGCAGGGCAUGGGAAUCAGGACAGCGGUCUCUACUCGCACGCCGGCGAGGCUCAGAAAUCGCCGUCGCCCCAGGCCCAUCAUCGUCGCGGUUAUCAGGCAUGCGAUCCGUGUCGCAAGCGCAAGGUCAAGUGUGACCUAGGAAGCGUCGAUAAUCCCCGUCCUCCCCCCUGCGUACGAUGUCGACGCGAAAGCAAACGAUGCGAGUUCUCCGCCACGAGACGCAAGCGCAAACCCUCGGAGGUAGAAGAAAAUGCGGAUGGGGUGCUGCGGCGUGAUAAGCGGAUGAUGGUUGGAGAGGGGCCCUCGAAUGAAUCCAUCAGUGAUGGGUCGCCUUUUCAACAGCCAGACCCCACGUUCGAUAAUGAUGCCAGUGAUCCUCGCCCAAAGUGGCCCGAGGAGUCCCCAGCUGUCAGCAGGCUUCCUCCUCCUAAUAUACCCCAGAAAUACACCCCCAAUCCAUCUGCGUCUACGGGGCACCUACAAGAUGCAAGGAGUAUCCGCAUGUCAUCAAUGUACCCGGUCGGCGAGCGAACCGCUGGGAUGAGUUACGGCCUCGAGGGAGGCCAGCCGAUGAUGAAUCGCACUGCCGUCGAGUUGCUAUCACCAGCCAUCAGUAACAGUCAUGAUGCCCUUCAUCUCUUGUCUGAGGCGGCUGGGCGAACCGAGGAUCUCAAUCGACAGAGCCUCGAGAAUCGUUAUGCUACUCGACAGUCUGUGUCCUCGUUCAAUUCACCCAUGUCCCCUAUGACCCAGGCCGGUACUCCACGAAGCGCCGGCGGGUCCUUUACGAGGGGACCCCGGGCCAGUACCAUGCCCAUGAGUAACUAUUACCAGGGUGCCGGGUCUGGUACCGUGGACCCUCAGGUCCAAGAUCAUCGUGACCAGGCAGAUUCUUCGGGCAAUCAUCAAGACCCAGGGUUCCUGGAUGCUGUCAAAGCAUGGUCACGAUUGCGUUUCGUUCGAGCAGGUUGGCUUACAGUUGAAGAGGCUAUGGCCUAUGUUGAAUAUUACUAUGAGCAUCUCGCUCCGCUGAGCCCUAUUGUCAUUCCCGAUUUCUCUCAAUUUUCCACACAUCGUUCACUUCUCACGGAUGAGCCGGUGCUGGCGGUCACCAUACUUACGACAGCUUCGCGGCAUAUGAAGCCAAAGGGGGAUGGAGCCUAUACGCGCUCUUUUUACAUCCAUGACCGACUCUGGUCGUACCUCCGAGGUAUGAUUGAACGUCUAUUCUGGGGCCAAGAAAAAUUCGGUGGAAGUAGCAGCAAACCACGGUCAUUUGACCUUGCGCCCACUUCGGGCGUAGUGAACUUGAAGGGAAAUCUGAGAUCCCUUGGUACAGUCGAGGCCUUGCUGCUUUUAACAGACUGGCACCCAAGGAACUUGCAUUUCCCUCCUGGUGACGAUGAGAACACCCUCUUGGAUUUGGAUGCCCAGACUCAAACAAAGGAUCUGGAAAAUGAAAGCGAGCAAACUGCGAACAGGGCGUCUAACAGCGCCGCGGAAGGCAGGCUUGCGUUUCAAAAGUGGUUGGAGCCCGCAUGGCGGUCAGACCGAAUGUCGUGGAUGCUGCUGAGUACUGCGCAGGCUUUGGCAUUUGAGUUGGGGGUGUUUGACCAAAAGAGCGAGUCUAAAGCUGCAAUUGACACCCCAGCUGAGCAGCUGCGAAAGCGUCGACUCCGCCGCCUCAUACUCGUAUACAUCACUCAGAGCAGUGGGCGUCUGGGAAUACCUUCCAUGCUUCCUCUACCCCAAUGGGCAAAUGACAUCCAGCCCUUUUCUGCCACGGAUUCUAGGAGCGACGAUACGACCGUUGAUAAGAUGCAUGAUUGUUGGAUUGGGAUUUCCAAGAUCAUGUAUCAGAGUAACCAACUGCUGUUCGCGUCAAACGAACAGACAUCGGAGCUAAUCAGAAGCGGACGGUACCGAGAUCAGAUCGAUAGGUUCCAGCCAUUUUUGCGGGAAUUCCGACAGAAUAUUGACUCCAUCAGUCUUAACCCUGCAAUGCGCAGUAUAUUGAUGAUCGAAUACGAAUAUACACGUCUGUACGUCAACUCUUUGGCUCUGCAAGCUGUGGUCGACCGCUGGACAACGAUGUCGAACGAGGCCGCUCAAGCAGGAUCAGGGCCGCCCUCGGGAGGGUGGUUCCGAGUGCUGAUGGAGUUAUACCGGGUGAAUGAACAAUAUAUCCAGGAAGUCGUUGAUGCAUCACGAAAGAUUCUGACGACUGUGCUGGAAAAACUUGUUCCUGGAGACCAUCUUAAGCACACACCCGUGAGGACAUGCUUUCGCAUUCUUUCUGGCAUGAUCUUCAUUCUCAAGACAUUUACGCUUGGUGCGAAAGAAGACGAUGUUCGUGUGUCUUUGGACCUUCAGGACCGAACAGUAGAAGCACUACGGACAUGUGUCGUGGACGACGUUCAUCUAAGCCAUACCAUUGCCCGCUUGCUGGAACUGCUCACUACCAGCAUCCGUACGCGUUUUCUGCGAUUCGCGCCCUUGGACCGUGGAAACGAUGGUGAAAGCCAGGAUCGUACAUCAGCACCUGUCUCGAGGCAGGAGUCGCCACGUCCGCGUGACGGCGCGCAAAGCCGACGAGAGGGGUCAACUCACUCCUGGCAAACACCCAGUACGGGGCAGAAUCUUGGUUACGUUGAUGGCAGCAAUCAAACAAGUACGACCAUGGGGUCCGUCCAUGACCCACUGGCUGGGAUCCCUGCACAACCGAUCAACUCAUCAAAUAUUAAUGUCUCGUUCAUGCCACCACCACCGUCGGUCUACUACAACUACUACGACUCAAAUGCGCCACGAUCCACAGGGGAGAUGGAGGGUUCGAGCGUUCCAUCGCAGUCAAUGAACCACGACCAGGCCAACAACUCUAGUGGUCUUCCGGACUGGUUUGCUCUUCCGCUGGAUCAGUUCUUCAACAGCUCCACCGCGGUAGUUGACCAGGGUCUUGGAGGCACAGGGCCCAUGGUUGGUGAAUUCGACAUGCUGGAGGUUCUUCUCAAUGAACAAUAUGAUGGAAGUGGGGAGGGUGCUGAUUCGUCCGCUGGAAGCAAUCUACCUUCUCAGUUCCUGCAUUCGUCAUGA
Aspergillus wentii DTO 134E9 is the source of this 3096-nucleotide messenger RNA. RefSeq lists its product as uncharacterized. The transcript is spliced from 6 exons. Gene Ontology annotation, biological process: aromatic amino acid catabolic process; positive regulation of transcription by RNA polymerase II. Gene Ontology annotation, cellular component: nucleus. The coding region runs from base 1 to 3096 and encodes 1031 amino acids. Gene Ontology annotation, molecular function: zinc ion binding; DNA-binding transcription factor activity, RNA polymerase II-specific. NCBI's taxonomy places the organism in Eukaryota, Fungi, Ascomycota, Eurotiomycetes, Eurotiales, Aspergillaceae. The record is from RefSeq and is a predicted model, not a curated record.